UGUGUGUGUGUGUGACAUCAUGGUUAUGUUCAUUGAAGAUCUUUACCUGUGCGGAAGAGUUGAGGAGACAGGUGAACAUUCAGAUUUCCAAAUGGCCCGCACUCAUCAAGCAGCAACAGUGCUCUGGACUGCUCUGCUGGUCAGCUGGACAGUCACUGGUUAUAAAAAUGGAAAAGUGGAGAAAGCCUGUGACACCAUGGUCCCAGGACACGGCGGUCAUCCCAACACAACCACCAGCCCAUACACACUGAAUGUGGGCACCAAGACAUUCAAGUCUGGCGAUCAUAUAAAAGUGAACCUGUCUGGACUUCAGCACUUUGAAGGCUUCCUGAUUGAGGCCAGAGAUACGGAGGAUCCAGCUGGACUUGCUGUCGGCUCCUUCACUCUGAUCAGCCCUGAGAUCAGCCAGCUUCUGCAAUGUCAUAGCAUCAAGGGUUCUGCUGUUAGUCACACCAGCAACACCAAACUGACUGAGGUUGGUGUGGUAUGGACCGCCCCCGCUGACGCUCCUCCAACUGUUCACUUCAUGGCUACAGUGGUGGCUCAUUACAGCAACUUCUGGGUCAAGAUCCCCAGUCCAGUCAUCACUCAGGAUGGAGUGACCCCAAAUCCAACCACGCCCACUACCUUCACCAGCGCUUCAACUGAGACCACCGCAGUGUUACCCCAACCAUUCAGCUCGGACGGUUGUGGUCAGGAGAAAUCUUGCCUGUUGGACCCGGUCCACUGCAACCCUGCCACAGAUACACACUGCUUCUUCCUGUCCUACAGAACUGAGGGUUCCAGUGUGCAGUUUGAGCUGAGUGGGCCAGCGCCGGGAUACGUCUCUUUCGCUCUCUCUGAGGAUAAAUGGAUGGGUAAUGAUGACGUUUAUCUGUGUGUAAAUGAUGGAGGGCGUGUAAGUGUGGAAGCAGCAUAUGCGACAGGCCGCACUCACCCAGAGAUUGCAGAUAAGGCUGAGCUGAGUGAUGUGGGUUGGAGAGUGGCUGACGGGGUGAUUCAGUGCAGGUUUCGUAGAGCCAUCAGCAUCCCUGAGGAUCCACAGCGCUUUAGCCUCAACCACAGUUACUACCUGUUCAUUGCACACGGCGCUGCUGAAGACGGUCUGAUCCAUAAACAUAAACGUCAGCCCCUCAUAUCAGCUCAGCGGCAGGCCAUUACCGGUCCACCGGAGAUAGCAACCGGAUCCCGCUCUCCUUUAAUGAUGAAAUAUCACGGUGCUCUGAUGCUGUUUGCGUGGAUGGUGUUGGGAAGCACUGGUAUCUUCAUGGCAGGCUUCUUCAAACCAGACUGGCCUGAAAAGACCCUGUUUGGACAAAGAAUCUGGUUUAUGGUGCAUCAUAGUCUGAUGAUGCUGACUGUGAUUUUCACAUUUGUGGGUUUCAUUCUUCCUUUCAUCUACAGAGGACACUGGAGUCGGGGAGCCAGUGCUCACGCUGGUCUGGGCUGCACUGUGAUGUCUCUUACUGUAAUACAGCCCAUAAUGGCUUUCUUCAGACCAUCUCCAGACUCAUCCCGGAGGUGGAUAUUUAACUGGAUGCACAGGGGAGUGGGGAAAACUGCAGAACUCCUUGCAGGCAUUACCAUCUCUUAUGGGAUGCAUCAGCAGUCUCUGCUCCUCCCGUUCCCCUGGACCACUGGUGUUUUUGUUGGAUUUAUAAUUUUGGUGAUACUUUCGAAGGUGAUCCUGUUCGUAUACAGAAGAAAUAUCUGUAAGCCAGGCGCUGAGCGUCCUGAUGAACUGGCCAUUCUCUCUGAUUCUUCUGUGAGCAAAGGCUGGGACACAAAGUUGAAGGUGGUCAUCCUGGCUGCGUUUGUUGGUGUGAACUGCCUGUUCUGUACUGCUCUCCUCUGCUCCAUUAGUGCAAUAUAACACACAUUUCAGCACCCAACACUGACCGGUAACGACAUCCCAGAACCAAGAACACUCAGCAUCUCAUAAGAACGACCACAAGACUCCGUUUCAGCAGUUAAUAUCUCUUUAUUUAAGGGAUAAAUUAAUAGAUUGCAUUGAAAACAUGGUGUAAGGAAAAUGAAUCAAGCUUUAUAUUAAUGUGCCAUCUUUCAAUUCUGUCACAAAGCAUAAAUAAUAAUGAAUAUUAAUGAACAUCUACAUAUACUCCCAUUCUAUAAUUAUUCACUGGCAAGAAUAAAUGAUUUUAAGCAGGCAAUAAUCAUGGCUUGGAAACACCAACGUUCAGAAAAUCCA
Molecule: messenger RNA, 2209 nt
Organism: Astyanax mexicanus (Mexican tetra)
Lineage: Eukaryota; Metazoa; Chordata; Actinopteri; Characiformes; Acestrorhamphidae
Gene: frrs1a
Product: ferric-chelate reductase 1a
Exons: 16
Coding region: 20-1873 (617 amino acids)
Molecular function (GO): oxidoreductase activity, acting on metal ions
Source: RefSeq, a predicted model, not a curated record